Molecule: messenger RNA, 996 nt
Organism: Parascedosporium putredinis
Lineage: Eukaryota; Fungi; Ascomycota; Sordariomycetes; Microascales; Microascaceae
Source: the annotation of a GenBank genome assembly
AUGGCCCCGUCGAUAGGCAUUGUCUACCCGUUUACUGUCUCUGAGAUCGGUUGUCGGUGUGAUCCAAACACGGGGAUGUCGUCAACGAGUCGCCGCCGAGACCAAAAGUACUACAUCCCCCACAUCAAGAAGCACUACGCCGCCACCUGGCCCACCGUCUCCUAUCUCUACCACCAGCCCCUCCAGCAACUCUCCGUACCCCGCCCCCUCUCUAGCUUCCCCUCCCCACCGGACUUCCACGUCUGCGCCGGCGACCCCGUCGAUUUUGCCCUGCGCCUCGCCGCCAGCGAGACCGCCCGCACCGGCGAGGUCGUCCGCGUCCCCUUUGUGUGCGCCGCCAACGAGAAGCGGCCCGGCGGCGACUGGGAAACGGGCGUGGACAACUACCCCAUCCCGUGCGAGGGCGGGCUCGUCUCCAACUACGUCGUCGUCUUCCGCGGCCUCCACGACCGCUACGAGCGUCUCAAGGAGGACCAGUGGGACGCCGUCCCCGUCGUCAGCGUCGUUCCCACGCGCUGGCCCAAGCUCAGCCACGGCGGCGCAAAGUACUCCUUUGAGCAGGAACGCGACCUCGUCAAGGUUAAGCUCCGCGCCGCCCUACGCAUCUGCCUCUACAACAACUACCGCUACGUCGAGAUGGCGGAGCUAUGGAGAGAAGUCUUUCUCUACGACCCGGACCUCCGCGGCCAGUUUGUCUUCGCCGCCUUUGUCUUUGAGGAUGAGAAGCAAAGCACUACCCGCUUCAUCCAGGAUGAUAUCGCCAAGAAGAAUAAGAGCGGCAGUGGAAGCGGUAGUAGCUCCAAGAGCCGGAGCAAAUCGUCGUCCUCGAGCGGCGGUGGAAGUUCCGCAUCGGGGUCCGCCUCAGGUUCAGGGUCCGGAAGUGGGUCGGCGCCGACAGACUACGCCAUCUUUCAGAGUGUCUUUGACGAGGCUGAGAUCCAGGCCGUCUUGAGUCAGCCGGAUCCCAGAUAUCAGCUCGACAUGAUCACCUCGUGA